AUGUUCUUCAGGGGAAGAAUCUGGCUUUGGUUACCCAUCAGAACAGGUAUCAUUCUAGGAAGUGAGCUAAAUAUCCCAGAGCGACAUGGUAAAAAUAACUGUUAUCAGCUUAACAGGUUUCACUGCAGCUACGAGGAGGCAGAAAAUUACUGUCGUGUCCAGGGAGGACACCUUGCUUAUACUUGGAACCUGAGGGUCCGGGAUCUUCUCUGGGACUCUCUGGAAGAAGGGAGUAAGUGGUGGAUUGGGCAAAAUCUAAAGCAGCUGGGAAAACGUCAAGAAAAAAACAACCCAGCAGGUGUCGUGCCCUUCUGGCCCCUAGAGCCCCCCAACUGCACUUACUUGUCCCGAAACGCCAACUGGAUCUCAUCAAAAGUGGACUUGUGCUCCCUGGGGCAUUCUUUCAUUUGCCAGGCUGAGGCCUUUCCAGACCAAGAUGAAAGACCUGGAAUUAAUUCUCAUUUACACUGGAGACCUGAAAAGAUAAGAGGAGAAGUUGCAGUACCAAGAAACAGAAGGACCUCAGCUACUCAUCCUGCAACCUCCUGUCACCACCCUGCUCACGCUGAUCUUUCCAAGACCCUUUGUCUUCCCAUCAGCCAAUUUCCUUCAACACUACCCAAAGCCACACAGCAGGUCCUGGCAGUGAUCUCGGCGCCUACCAGCCAGCAUCUUCCUGGUACCCCAGCGCUCACCAGGCCUGCGCCUGAAACACAGUCUGGGCAAGCUCUGGUAGUGGUGACCUCAAGCCCCAAAGAGGAUUCCCAGGCGGAGGUCUUCACCACUCACCUACAAACAUCACUUCAGGAUGCAUCCGAUCAGGUCGUAGACGAGAUAGCAGGGAACUUGAGCAAACCGAUUCAUGGUUUGCAAACUCACAGCAAACUACAGACAGCUUGUGAGAUGCUCCAGAAAUGGACAGCCUUUAUUCCAGGAUUUUCUGAGUCAGCUCAGGUCAGUGUCCUCAGUCCCCUUGUUGACCUGAAUGAGCAGUUACCUGAGAGGGCACUUGAGAUCAAUAGCAGUCUGAGCUUCGAAAACCCCGUGACCAUCUGCUUCGUUCACUCCCUCGUCAAUGUCAUGGAAGCUGGUGAAGCCAGUCUUCAAAGAUCCAAGCAUGACAUUGAGCAGGUAGAAAAUAUGCUGGAAAUGGCCUUGCUGGCCCUUGGGAAGAUCCAGGAAGUGUUUCUACAGCAGAACCAGUUUUCUGAGUCUUUAGUGACUUUGACCUCUUCUGUUGCUACUCUGAUGCUGAACAGCCAAAACAUGUCAACCUGGCCUCUGAGCUCCUACACUCUCUGGUCCCCAGCACCUGUGAGGUUAGGCUUUCCAUCAGCCUCAGCUUUGCAAGAGCUCUUGAACAGACACCCUGGAGUUAAUGUCCAAGUAACAGGACUAUCUUUCAAUCCCUUCAGGGAUUUUGAUGACAAGAACAUUGUUGGAAGCGUCGGAAGUGUGUUGCUAAGCUCUAAUCAUAAAUUGUUCCAAGUUGAUGAUUUAAUGGAAGAUAUUGAGAUCAUACUGUGGAGAAAUGUUAGCAUGGAAAUCCAUCCUACCAGCCUCAACGUGAGCUCAGAUCAUUUUAUUAUCAUAGUGGACAUCACUUCCCUAGAGAAAUCCCUGAUCCUGUGCAUACAACCUGAAAGCACCCGUCCCCUUUUAAUGACACUCUAUCUGGGCUUCCAGUAUCAGCCUAACCACACCCCCUUCGACUUGAACAUCACCCUUCCAAAGAAUCAGGUGUGGCAAAAAGAUGAGGAAUAUACAUGGGUGCUGACGCCAGAGAGUCUGCAGUAUGGGACCGGCACCUACCACCUAACAUCUGCCUUGGACAAGAGCCAGGAGAGUGCCCAGCAGACGCCCACCCUGUUCUCGGUGGUGACGGCCGUCACGCAGUGUUAUUUCUGGGACAGCCACAACAGCACGUGGAAGAGCGGUGGAUGCCACGUUGGGCCACAGAGCACAGUUUUGAGGACACAGGGUCUCUGUAACCGCCUGGCCUACUUUGGCAGCAACUUCUUCAUUGUGCCCCGGAUGGUGAACAUUAAAGACACGAUCAAGCUGUUCCUUCGCGUGACCAACAACCCUGUUGGGGUGUCUUUGCUGGUCAGUCUUUUAGGAUCCUAUAUACUCACAUGUGUGUGGGCUUGGAGAAAGGAUCAAGCAGACAUGCAGAAGGUGAAGGUCACUGUCCUGGCCGAUAAUGACCCCAGCUGUCAGUUUCACUAUCUUAUUCAGGUCUCCACUGGCUAUUGGAGAAAGGCUGCCACAACAGCUAAGAUGGUUAUCACCCUUUAUGGAUCAGACGGACGGAGUGAGCCCCAUCACCUUUGUGACCCUCAAAAGACAGUCUUUGAGCAAGGGGGACUGGACAUCUUCCUCCUCACACAGUCUUCCCUGGGGGAGCUGCAUGGCCUGCGGCUCUGGCACGACAACUCGGGGGCCAGUCCUUCUUGGUAAGUAGUAAACCAGGUCAUUGUCAGUGACAUGGCAGGUAAAAGGAAAUGGUACUUCAUAUGCAAUUGUUGGCUGGCCGUGGACCUCGGAGAGCACGAGCAUGACCGGGUCUUCAUGCCAGUCUCAAAGAAAGAACUCUUUUCCUUUAGACACCUGUUCUCCUCCAUCAUUGUAGAAAAGCUCACCCAGGAUUAUCUGUGGCUCUCAGUGCUAACUCGGCAUCCCUGGAACCGGUUUACAAGAGUCCAGAGGCUUACUUGCUGCAUGACAUUGUUUCUGUGCACCAUGGUCGUCAACCUUAUGUUCUGGAGAAGCAGCACCAGAGCCGAGAGAGAUGAGCAAGUGGGUCCAUUUCCUGUGACCUGGUCCCAGCUGAUCAUCAGCGUCCAAACUGCUGUCCUCCUCUUCCCUGUCAAUCUUGUAAUUGGGCGCCUCUUCCUGCUGAUCCAGCCACAGGAGCCCCUGCCUCUCUUUCCUCCCAGCCAAGCCUCCUGCCCCUCAGAUGCUACUUCUGAGCCUCUGUCUCUCACAAAGGUGGCUGAGGAAUUAAAGGAAACUGUGGGAUUCCUGCUCAGGAGAAACACAUACCUACUCUCAGAGCGGGAACAAUCUUUAUGGAUGUCUCACAGCAUUGACAAGAUGGCACCGCUUUUAGCCAGCCUCAUCUGUUCUCACUUGGAGGGUCCCGGCUCUCAUCAGCAGGCAGGACCCCAUCAGGCAAACGGUAAAGCUCCGCAGCCACAUCAUCUCUGCUGUUACCUGCUCAGAGUUCUGCAGCAGCUGCAAUCGCACUUACACGCCCUGGGUCCCGCCCAGGCCGACCAGCCUCGUGACGUCCUCGAUGCCACCAACCGACUGCAAAAACUCCAGGAGCUCUUGGAAACACAUAUUCUUCCCACAGAGCAGGGGCCCUCCAGAGUUCUGCAGCAUCUUGAACAGAGCCACUGGCUUGACCAUUGUACCAAAAGCCUCUUUGUGGAAUUUGUGGUGUUCAAUGCUAAUGUGAACCUGUUCUGUGUAGUGACCCUGAUUUUGGAGUCCAACAAUGUGGGUGCGUUCUUCCCCUCGCUGAGACUGGACACUUUAACUUCCCUUGAGGCAUCAAAGAAGGACUUUGCUUGGUCUCUCAUCUCACAAGUCAUCUAUUACCUACUAGUCUGUUACUGUGCCUUUGUACAGGGUCAUCGGCGGAAACAGCAGAGGUGGAGGUUCUUCACUAGGAAAAGAAACACUCUGGACACGAGCAUAAUCCUCAUUAGCUUUGUCCUCCUGGGUCCUGACAUGAAGUUAACUUCUCUGCGUAAGAAAAACAUGGCACAAUAGCACUAUGACCGGGACAGGUUCAUCAGCUUCUAUGAGGCAAUAAAAGUAAACUCAGCAGUCGUUCACCUCAUCGGCUUCCUGGUUCUGUUGGCAAUUGUUCAGCUGUGGAACCUGCUGCACCAUCACCCCAGGCUGCAGGUCAUCGGUAGAACACUCAGCAAAGCCUGGGACGAGGUGGUGGGCUUCUUGCUGGUCAUCCUGAUCCUGCUCACAGGCUACGCCAUUGCUUUUAACCUGCUGUUCGGCUGGAGCGUCUCUGACUACCGGACUUUCUUCAGCUGAACAGUGACUGUUGUUGGUCUCCUAAUGGGAAUCUCUCAUCACGAGGAGGUUAUUGAUUUAGACCCAAUCCUGGGAUCCUUUCUGAUUCUCACCAGUGUCUUCUUGAUGGUACUUGUGAUCAUUAACCUUUUUGUUUCCGUCAUUCUCAUGGCCUUUGGUAAAGAACGAACGUCCCUUAAGACUCUGAAAGAAGAUGCACUGACACAUGUGGUGCCACAGAAGCUCUCCAGUUUGCUAGGAAUCCAGGGGCACCGGAACACUGAGCAAACAGCCAUGACAGCAGUGGGCAGUAACACUAAGGCUUUAAAAGAUGAGCUAUUUGGGGGCACCUGGGUGAUUAAGUCGGUUAGGUGUGUCAAGUCAUGAUCCCAGGGUCCUGGGAUCCA
This is a messenger RNA of Leptonychotes weddellii (Weddell seal), 4448 nucleotides long. Lineage: Eukaryota; Metazoa; Chordata; Mammalia; Carnivora; Phocidae. The record is from RefSeq and is a predicted model, not a curated record.